This is a messenger RNA of Entrophospora candida, 1518 nucleotides long. The record is from the annotation of a GenBank genome assembly. NCBI's taxonomy places the organism in Eukaryota, Fungi, Glomeromycota, Glomeromycetes, Entrophosporales, Entrophosporaceae.
AUGAAAGUGGCUGGCACAGACGCCACAAAACAAUUUGAUGAUUUCCAUACCUUGGGCACACUAGAAAAAUAUUCUUCUAAAUUAUUUAUUGGUAAAAUCGGCUCUGGGCAAAUUGAAGAAAUAAAUCAAGAAGCACCGUCAGGUGAAGGAUCAUUUGGUGAUCUCGUACCGUUUGGUGACCCAUAUUGGUAUCAAGAUUUUUAUAGUCCGUAUUAUAAUGAUUCUCAUCGUCGUGUACGAGCUGCUGUGAGAAAAUUCGUCGAGGUUGAAAUUAUGCCUUACGUUCAUGAAUGGGAUGAAGCUAAAAAAAUUCCUAAAGAAUUAUUUGUAAAAGCUGCCAAAGCAGGUAUUGUGACUGGUUUCGUAGGAGCUCCAUGGCCAAAAGAUUACACUGACAUUUUACCUAUUGGAGGAAUCAAAGCCGAAGAAUUUGAUAAUUUCACAGAAUUUAUUGUUGGUGAUGAAUUGUGUCGUUGUGGAUCUGGUGGUGUUCUUUCUUAUAUCGGUAGCGGAUUGAGUAUCGGGCUUCCGCCAAUUUUGAAUUUUGGAAGUGAGGAACUUAAGAGGAGAAUCGCACCAGAAUGUCUUAAUGGACAAAAGAUUAUUUGUCUUGCUGUUUCAGAACCUCAUGCAGGAUCUGAUGUAACAAAUCUCGAAACUAAGGCGAUGUUAACUGAUGAUGGAGAUUAUUACAUAGUAAAUGGAGAGAAAAAAUGGAUAACCAAUGGUAUGUCUGCUGAUUAUUUUACCACAGCAGUUCGUACUAGUAGAGGAAUUUCUCUUCUUUUAAUUGAAAGAACCAUGCCAGGUAUUAAAACACAUGAAAUGCAAUGUUCUGGUGUAUGGUCAUCAGGCAUUGCUUAUGUCACAUUCGAAGACGUAAAGGUUCCAAGAAAUAACAUCAUUGGCGAAGAAAAUCCUACAAGAUUUGCACGUGUUUGUUAUGAAGAGGCAAUGAAAUACGCACACAAACGUAAAACUUUUGGACAAAAACUUAUUAAUCAUGCAGUAAUCCGUAAUAAACUUGCACACAUGGCAAGACAAAUAGAAGCCACACAUGCUUGGAUCGAAAGUUUACUUUAUCAACAAAAUCAACUACCAAGUGAUAAAACAAUGGAAAGACUUGAAGGACCAAUUGCUUUAUUGAAAGCUCAAUCAACACAAACGUUUGAAUAUUGUGCUCGUGAAGCAGUACAAAUUUUUGGUGGUUUAUCAUAUACUCGUGGAGGUCAAGGUGAAAAGGUUGAACGACUUUAUCGUGAAGUGCGUGCGUACGCUAUUCAGGGUGGCUCAGAAGAAAUUAUGCUUGAUUUUGGAGUUAGACAUUCUUUAAAAGUUGCAAAUUUAUAUGAUUCAAAUAUAAUAGCAUCUUGCAAUAGUGGUAAUCUGCCAUCCAUUGAAAAUUAUCUUGCAGAAUGGGGAAAAAUGUCUAUUGGAUGUUUUAAUGAUGGAAAUAAAAUUAAUGAAGCUGUUAUUAGACUGGUUGGAAACGGGAAAGAUUACGAAUGGAAGGGUUAA